Messenger RNA from Linum trigynum, 2419 nucleotides. Lineage: Eukaryota; Viridiplantae; Streptophyta; Magnoliopsida; Malpighiales; Linaceae. The record is from the annotation of a GenBank genome assembly.
CACGUUGUAUAUAGUCAACCAUCAGAUCAAUUUUGUAAAGUCCAUGUUCAAUUUUUCAGAUCAAAGCAGAUGGACUCCGACAAUGCAUCAAGUCAACCAUCUGUGGCAAGUAGUAAUGUUGGUUCUUCUUCGACAGUUCGUUCAAAAGAAGAUCCUACUUGGGAGUAUGCCGGAAAAAUCAGAACUGAAGAUGGGAAGUUGGGGAACAAGUGCAAAUUGUGUGCUCGUAUUAUAAAAGGUGGAGGAAUUACGAAAGUGAAGCAACAUUUAGCCGUAGAAAGGGGUCAAGUUGGUCCUUGUCCUCAAGUUAGCCAUGAUAUUCGUGAGAUGUUCAAGGCUUUACUUAAGACGACUACUAAAUCAACGCCUAUUGCAAGGGUUAAUGCUGAUGAUUCUGAGGAGCAAGGUAGUAUAGGUGUAGUACAAGGGAAAAGCGUUGCAACAACUCCUAAUUUCUUUGAUCCAAGAACAAGCCCAGGAGCUCAAAUCGGCAUAACCGGCAUGAAACUAGUUCUACCACGGUAGAACCAUUCCACUUGUAAAACCGGCGUACCAGCAUAAACCGGUUUGACAACCUUGAUGUAACUUAAGACAUUUCACUUAAUAGAAAUCAUCCGUAAAACCACAUCAAGUUUCAGUUUUCAACAAUUAUUUACAAAAACCCUUAAGUGAAAGAACUUGAAACAAACAAGUCCAUAAAUGGCAUCCUAGAUUGUCGACUGAUGAAAACUUUAAUUUAUAGUGUUUAUCACUCUCACUUUUUUAUUUCUUAUCUGAAUCAUAACUAUUUGAUCAAUGAGCCUUUAAUUGACCUAGGAUGUGCUUGUGUACUCUUUUAUGCCUUCUUGGUAUAUUUUUUUGUGCUUUCAAGGUACAAAGCUACUAUCACCAAAAAAAAAAAAAAAGUGUACAAAGCUACUAAGGACACUUGGAUCAAGUAUUGAAGAACUCUGGAGGACCAAAGGAGCUAUAAAGAGAAGAAAAAGGGAGCUUUGAUGAUAAAGACGAGUUCCAAUGAUAGAGAAGUCUACUAGAAACCACUAUGUGAGCGCAAGACAAGCCCAAUAGAGGAAAACUCAGACCAAGCCGAAGAAGAAAAUAGUGGCAGCCCAACAUCCGGUCCAACCGCUGCGGGAGGAGACUUGGUCAAGACACGUCAAAUGAUGAGAAGAGUUUUCCAUAGACCAAGGAGCCCAGCCCACGAAGAAAAACAAUGACAAGUCCAACCACCGCUCAUGCUCUAAGCUUCUAGAAGCCUUCUUCAAGAAGUUACUUAGUCCACAAGGAGUACAAAACCCAUGCAGCUUCUCGGUAAAUCCUGCACGACCACAAAGGUCACCAUGCACGGCCGUGCACUUUCUCGUCCUGGUCGUGCAACUUGUCUGAUCUCCCUCGCUCGUCCCGAAUUCGCCCAAUCGACCCGAAACUCAUGCUCAAACUUUCAUUUACGAAUUAGGACCUGAAAUGUCAUAAACGUUGCCACGACUGGUCCCGCUUACAGUCUCUUCGCCGACUGGUCCAUUUUCCAGUCCUGCUGCAAUCUAUUUUCUUAGUAACAUCAUUCCCCUUAUCUUUCCCUCUUCUCCAUUGAGGCCAAUGUCGAUCUUAAGUGUGUGUGUGUGUGGGGGGGGGGGGGUGUUUAUAUUUGACUGCUUAGAUGUGUUUGUGUGCUUGAAGCCUAGUCCACUGUCCAAAUUUCAAUUUGAGGGCUCCAAGUACGUGUUUCUCGCAAUCACCUGCUCAAUAUGCUUUGAAUUUAUAGUAUUUAUAGUAUCAUGCAACCUAGGGAGGUAGUUGUAGCACUACAGAGGAUGUUGAAGUAUAAGAUCUGUCCUAUAUUUCUCUUUGUUAUGCCGGUUGAUUGUGUGAACUAGAGGCUUUAAGACAUUUGAUUCAUGUGGUAUCGAUGAAUCCUCUUGUAUUGUGGUGUGGACUCAUGUAUCGUAAAAGUGUGCUCAGGUGAGUGUAAUCAGAAUCAUUUGGUCCUCCAUGUCGGAAAGUUUGAAACAUGGGGUAAGCCCAAUGUGUGGCACCGUUCAUUGCAGAGAAUCAGGUUUUGGAAGAGAUUCUAGUGAUCCUUAGUGGAGUAGGCCUACAAGGUGAAGCUAAACCGUCUCUUGUACAAGUAAAAUUUUCAUGCGUCGAAUGGUUUGCCUAGUCAAGGAUGUGUUUUUAAGGGCAUGGAUAGAGCUUCCGACCCCCCUAAUUUCAGUGACGCUUCACACGAUUUGAGGAUAAGGAGUUAAAAAGUACUCUGGCGAGCGAUAGGUGUACAAAAAUUGCUCCUGCCCAACCAAUAAGGGUCGACUGCGCAUGGAAACCGCAAUUUGGAAUCCCGACAAAGUGUGAAAGAAAAAAAAAAGAUAAAAAGGAAACCAUAAGGAAAAGGGGUUCCAACCAAUGAAGUGGGGGAAAACAC